CCCAGGAUGGAAGCUUGUUACUCUCCAGAGCAAUUCAAUGUCUCUUCAUACGGUGCCACAUCUGUGGCCAUCAUCACCUUUGAGGCGUUUGCUGGCAUGUGGAUAAAUGCUUUCAUUGUUUCUGUGAUUUGCAUGUCUUGGUUCAGAAAGAAAACCUUGAACUCUAAUGAGAAGAUCCUGCUGGUUGUUGGAUGCUCCAGGUUUUGUUUUUUGUGCUUCUCGUGGGUAUAUUCCUUUCUCUCAAUCAUUUAUCCCAAUUACUUUUAUGUUCCGCCCACAUAUACUCUAAUUGUAUCAAUUCAGAGCAUUUUUGAGUGUUCAAAUUUGUGGUUUUCAGCCUGUCUUUGUGUCUUUUAUUGUAUAAAAAUUGCCAAUUUCAGGAACAGCUUCUUCAUCUACCUAAAAGUAAAAGUUGACAGGAUGGUGCCCUGGCUCUUGUUGGGGUCAGUGUUUUUCUCCCUGGUUAUUGGAAUCCUUAUCUGUGAUCUCACUAAUAAACAGCACUGUAACAAUUCCACCGGGCAAGGAAAUUUUUCAGAAGUGAGUAUCAGAACGGAGGAACAUUUUUCCCCCACUUUUUUUAUCUAUGGCUUUGAGUUUAUCACUUCAUUUAUGGCAUUCAUCUUUUCUGCCCUUCUGCUUCUCUUUUCCCUCUGGAGACACAAACGCAACAUGCAGUCAAACUCCAUGAAGGACCUCAGCAUGGAUGCCCACAUCAAAGCCAUGAAAUCCAUUCUCUCCUUCUUUGUAACGUACAGCAUCAACUUUGCAUGUUUGAUCUUCAAUAUGGUUUAUGCCACAGAGGAGGAAAGUCCUGUGAAAUUUCUUAAUUAUGUAUUGCUGUACUCUUUUACUGUUAUUCAUUCCCUUAUUCUGAUUAUCAGCAAUCCCAAACUGGAAAAGCCAAUGCUAAGGAUUCUGGCCUGUGUGAAGUGCAAGGUUUGCAUGAGGUAGGAACUGUAGUAAAAGCCAGAG
Molecule: messenger RNA, 975 nt
Organism: Empidonax traillii (willow flycatcher)
Lineage: Eukaryota; Metazoa; Chordata; Aves; Passeriformes; Tyrannidae
Product: taste receptor type 2 member 7-like
Exons: 1
Coding region: 7-954 (315 amino acids)
Biological process (GO): detection of chemical stimulus involved in sensory perception of bitter taste; sensory perception of taste; G protein-coupled receptor signaling pathway
Cellular component (GO): membrane
Molecular function (GO): bitter taste receptor activity; G protein-coupled receptor activity
Source: RefSeq, a predicted model, not a curated record